CAGUGGCGAUGGCUUUGGAAGGUACUCGGCCGCGUUCAGUUAGCAACAGCAGCACCAAGUCUAACAGGAUGUGUUUACACCAGAGCCUCUUACAUCUGCUCACAUGUGUGGAGGACCUCAGCUCAGGAGAUGAAGCGACCGAAGAGUUGUCCCAAACCAUAAACCAAGCUUUCCAGCUCUGUGGUAGAUACAGCAAGGAUUUUUUCAGACUACAUAUAGUGACAUGGAAUGUUGGCACUGCAGAUCCUCCAGUUGAUGUGAGGUCUCUGCUACAGCUUGACUUGGAGACUGAUCUUUAUGUGAUAGGUCUGCAGGAGGUGAGAGCCACUCCAGUGAAGUAUAUGUCUGAUUUGAUAGUGGAUGACUCAUGGAGCCACAUCUUCAUGGAUACACUUGGACCAAAUGGCUUUGUCAAGGUGACUUCUGUGAGGAUGCAGGGUCUCCUUCUCCUCCUGUUUGCUAAACAGACCCAUCUCCCCUUUAUCCGUGACCUUCAGACCACAUACACCCGCACUGGAUUCUUUGGAUAUUGGGGGAAUAAAGGUGGUGUUUCGGUGCGAUUCUCCUUCUAUGGUCACAUGCUGUGCUUUUUAAAUUGCCACCUAGCAGCACACAUGAACUAUGCUAUGCAGCGUGUGCAUGAGUUUGAGUACAUCCUUAGCUCGCAAGAUUUUGACUUCGACAAUACAAAACAUGUGCUUGACCACAAGGUUGUGUUUUGGUUUGGAGAUCUUAACUUCCGCAUUGCAGAUCAUGGUCUGCACUUCCUGCGCACCUCUAUCAACAGUGGUCGCUUUAACUUGCUGUGGGAUAAAGACCAACUGACAAUGAUGAAAAAGAAGGAGCCACUGUUGCAGGAAUUUAAAGAGGGACCUCUAGAGUUCAAACCAACAUACAAAUUUAACCGCUUCUCUGAAGCUUAUGACAUGAGCCUGGAGAAGACAUGGUUUGGUUUUAUCGGAAAAAAACGGAAGCCGGCCUGGACCGACCGGAUUCUGUGGAGGUUAAAACCGAAAUGCUCACAAUAUGAGGAAGAGAGUUGCUCAACAUCAUCAUCAGCAGACGAAAAAGACUUUUCUUUAAAGGUGACACAGCAGAAGUACACCUGUGACACAUCAUACGGUGUUAGUGACCAUAAGCCUGUCAUUGGCACUUUUAUUCUGGAGAUGCAGAAGAACAUGGAGAAGCCUUUAGUGUCUGUGAGCGCUGAGGGCCACUGGAGCGCUGAUGAGGAUGCAAUCCUGACAUACACCAUCCAGGGCAACUUUGCUGCCUGCACUUCAGACUGGAUUGCCCUCUACAAGACUAACUUCAAGAGUUCCUCUGAUUAUAUUGCCUUUGUGUGGGUCAAAGAGGAUGAGAUUGCUGAAAUUAACAAAGUUACACAGUUGACUAUGAAUAAAGAUGACCUCCCUGUACUGGCAGGGGAUUACAUUCUGGGUUACUACAGCAGGAACAUGCAGUCCCUGGUGGGCCUGAGCCCUACUUUUCAGAUAAUGGAGUCUAGGUUCGCUCUACUGGAAGAUAUGGUGCAUGAGAAUGUUAAUGGACCUCAGUCUCAGUAACUUUAUCCAGAUAGAACUGAAUGUUUAAUUGAAACAAAACUCUCAGACUAAAAUAAUUCUAUACUAUACAUGCUGUAAGUAUGGCAAGCUGAUCACACCACUGCUCCAUCUUCCAUAUGAUACCUUCUUCAUUAAGCACAUGACACAUAAAACACUGUGCACCAACACACUAUUAAGUCAAAUGACACUCAUUUGGGCAAAUGUACCUCUAUCCAUAGACAUGGACUGGAAAGCAUGUAAAAAAAUCAUGGCAUGGCAAUGCAUCAUGCACUGAAAAAAGGGGGAGGGAAGCUCACUGACCAAAGAUGAGUUUGGCUGAAUAAUAUACCACUGUUGAAGGUUAGCCAGGAGAACAUUGAGCAGCUGAACUUAAUGUUCUAAUUAAAGUAGUUUCAGUUGUGCUGACACCUUCUUGUUUUAGCCAGAGUUCUCUCAAAUAAGUACAAUGGGGAAUCUGAGCAAAUCUGCCAUGUACAGUAGGCAGCAAAUGAAGAAAUUAGGAAAACCAAAACAUUACUAAUUGAAAAAAGUACAGUCUACAUCACUCGAUUACUCAAGCAUAAAAAAAAUUACCCAAUUAGGCUUAGUUCACUCUGUUGCAAGAUUAUCCAGCUCAUUUUUCUUUUUUUUUUUAUGCAAUGAAAAUCACUUAUUAGAAAUUGGGACAUUGCCUAUUCAUCUGAAUAUGAGACUCAAGAUGAUAAA
Molecule: messenger RNA, 2270 nt
Organism: Tachysurus fulvidraco (yellow catfish)
Lineage: Eukaryota; Metazoa; Chordata; Actinopteri; Siluriformes; Bagridae
Gene: inpp5kb
Product: inositol polyphosphate-5-phosphatase Kb
Exons: 13
Coding region: 9-1565 (518 amino acids)
Biological process (GO): negative regulation of glycogen biosynthetic process; negative regulation of insulin receptor signaling pathway; negative regulation of peptidyl-serine phosphorylation
Cellular component (GO): endoplasmic reticulum; ruffle; cytoplasm
Molecular function (GO): inositol bisphosphate phosphatase activity; phosphatidylinositol-4,5-bisphosphate 5-phosphatase activity; phosphatidylinositol-3,4,5-trisphosphate 5-phosphatase activity
Source: RefSeq, a predicted model, not a curated record